AUGUCAGCAUCAUCUGAAACAACCGUUACCUCAAACUCGUCAUCUGAAGUUACGAUCGGAAUGAACCAUGAUGAGGAAGAGAGAAGAUAUGGAUGUUUGGGUGGAAAUCGCUAUAUUGUUCUAGUCAUUGCUUUACUGUUUUUGUCGUUCAUGCUUUCAUCAAUUAUUUGCUAUAAUGCCUCCUAUGUGUCUAUGGUGAAUCUCCAUUCAUCUCCAUAUUGGGAAGAAUUUAUUAGUUCAAACAAGUCGAUUGAUGAAGUCAAUUGGAAUGAUCCCAAUCUUCCACUAUCAGAAAGAAGGUUCGCAUUCGACACCGCUCAGAAAAGUCUUGGAUUCGCAGCUGGAUUUCUUGGUGCGAUUGCUGCCGUUGUCCCAAUGUCACGACUAACAGCCAGAUUUGGUGUUCACAAAGUUAUGACAAUUAGUGGAGUCUUCGGAACAGUCUUGGUUAUUAUCACGCCUAUUGUGGUCUCCUGGAGUUUCCCAGUUUUCGUUAUCCUCCGUGCUCUUCAAGGAAUCACAUUGGCAAACUUAUUCACAACAGCCGGAGUCGUUGUGAACGAAUGGGCGGCUGUCAACGAAAAAGGACUAUUCAUUUCGGUUUUAUCAGCUCAUGUGGAAGUAGGUGCCGUGUUCACUAUGCCAGUUUCUGGAGCAUUGGCCACAAGUGCUGGAUGGCCGUGGGUGUUCUAUUUGCACGGUGCAAUUCUUGCAGCGCUCACUAUUCUAUGGGCAGUAUAUUAUAGAGACCGUGCAGUGAAACAUCCGUUUGUCCAAAGAAAGGAAUGGAGGAAAAUCAGUUUUGGAAAGAAACUUAAUCAAACAGGAAAAGGAUCUAAUGAGACUCCCAUUCGCAAAAUUGUGUCUUCCAUCGUUAUUUGGGGAGUUUGGAUUGCGGUUAUUGGAAACUUCCUCGUCUCCCAAUUUUCCAUUUCCUACGCACCAAUUUAUCUCCGUGGAGUGAUCGGUUGCUCACCCACUGAAGCUGGGCUUCUCACACUUAUCCCAAUGGCAUGCUUGCUCGUCAUUAAAUUCAGCACUGGAUUCUUCUCAGAUCGCAUAAAAUCCAUAUCAGAUCUCACUAAAAUGAAAAUGUUCAACUCGUGUGCUCUCCUUGGCUCAUCAAUCUUUUUUAUAGUUUUGGCAUGCUCUAGUCCUGGAGGAAGCAAAGUGCUGGAUGUCAUACUAUUAUCUAUUCCAAUGGCUCUUCUUGGUUUCUCAUCUGGCGGUUAUAGUAAAUGCGCAGUGAUGGUUUCUGGACAGUACUCACCAUUCGUCAUGUCAAUUGUACAGAUCAUCGCUUGCUCUUCCCUGAUGGCUGGAUCCUUCCUUGUACCAGCACUAACCCCAACUGACAGUUUCAGUGAAUGGCAAAGAGUAUUCAUGGUUUAUGGAGCCGUUUUAGCAAUUACCAAUACAAUUUUUAUAGUUUUCGCCAGAGCGGAACCUGCAAAAUGGUCUCAACAAAAAGGAGAUUUGACAUUGGCUGAGGCUGUUAUGGGAUCAGAGCAGAAACCAGUUGAAGCUGUUACUGAUCCUGAAAUGGGGGUUCAGAGGAUCUAA
Molecule: messenger RNA, 1563 nt
Organism: Caenorhabditis briggsae
Lineage: Eukaryota; Metazoa; Nematoda; Chromadorea; Rhabditida; Rhabditidae
Exons: 8
Coding region: 1-1563 (520 amino acids)
Biological process (GO): transmembrane transport
Molecular function (GO): transmembrane transporter activity
Source: RefSeq, a predicted model, not a curated record